Theobroma cacao (cacao) is the source of this 3217-nucleotide messenger RNA. Its product is annotated as heat shock 70 kDa protein 16-like. Gene Ontology annotation, molecular function: ATP-dependent protein folding chaperone; ATP binding. Lineage: Eukaryota; Viridiplantae; Streptophyta; Magnoliopsida; Malvales; Malvaceae. Gene Ontology annotation, biological process: protein folding. Gene Ontology annotation, cellular component: cytosol; nucleus. The record is from RefSeq and is a predicted model, not a curated record.
CAGAAACCUGAGAACCAAAAUUCCAUUGACCGCGCAGCUCUCUGCCACUACGGUGCCGAUCCCAUAUGCCCACUUGGCCUAACAAAGCUCCUUCUCCUUCGGUUCCCGAGCUCACCACGCAGAUCCACUACAGCAUCCUUGGUGGUUUUGUUUAUCCUCCCCAUCAGAACCUUAGCUGCCUUUCAUCAUCCACCUCAUUUAUCAUUUCUUGCGUUGUCAGGAACUCUCAUCCUAAAGCUAGCUAUUUGCCUUAAACUAAGAGAGCCCUGCACUCCAUUUCUCUGGGUUUCAGUUUCACUUUCUUCUUAUUCUCAUCAGAAGAUUGUUCCUCCAUCAGCGUUCGGUGGUGAUGCUUUGAGGUUUAAGGAGGAACUCUUUAAGAAAUUUAAUGAAAUUUAGCUGUAGAGUUUGAUUCAAUCAAGUUCUUUUCCUUGGUGAGUUUUGGAUAAAGGUCUUGUUUUUGGUGAGUUGAAAUGAGUGUUGUAGGUUUUGAUAUUGGAAAUGAGAACUGUGUUAUUGCUGCUGUAAAGCAAAGGGGCGUUGAUGUGUUGCUGAAUGAUGAAUCUAAACGUGAAACUCCAGCAGUGGUAUGCUUCGGAGAGAAGCAGAGGUUUCUCGGCUCUGCUGGUGCUGCGUCUGCUAUGAUGCACCCGCAAACCACGGUAUCUCAAGUGAAAAGGUUGAUUGGUAGGAAGUUCAAGGAACCUGAUGUUCAGAAAGAGUUAAGAUUGUUACCCUUUGAAACUUCAGAGGGUCAGGAUGGUGGCAUUUUGAUUCUCUUGAAGUAUUUAGGUGAGACACAUAGAUUUACACCAGUGCAGAUUAUGGCAAUGCUCUUUGCACAUCUGAAAUAUAUAACAGAGACAAAUUUGGGAGUUUCUGUUUUGGAUUGUGUUAUUGGGAUUCCAUCUUACUUCACUGACUUGCAAAGACGUGUCUACCUGGAUGCUGCUGCAAUUGCAGGGUUGAAGCCUCUGAGAUUGAUGCAUGACUGCACUGCAACUGCACUUGGUUAUGGGAUUUAUAAAACGGAUUUAUCCAAUGCUGGCCCAACAUAUGUUGCAUUUGUUGAUAUUGGUCAUUAUGAUACCCAGGUCUCCAUUGUGUCAUUUGAGGCUGGACAUAUGAGGAUACUAUCACAUGCUUUUGAUUGCAGCUUGGGGGGAAGGAAUUUUGAUGAGAUUUUGUUUAGUCAUUUUGCAGCACAUUUCAAGGAGCAGUAUAAUAUAGAUGUGUACUCUAAUGUGAGGGCUUGUAUCAGGUUAAGGGCAGCAUGUGAGAAACUGAAGAAGGUUUUGAGUGCAAAUGCAGAGGCACCUCUAAAUAUUGAGUGUUUGAUGGAUGAAAAGGAUGUCAAAGGUUUCAUUAGGAGGGAGGAAUUUGAGAAGUUGGCUUCCCAGUUGUUAGAGAGGAUUAACAUUCCUUGUAUUAAAGCUUUAGCUGAUGCAGGGUUGACUGUGGAGAAAAUCCAUGCUGUUGAGCUUGUUGGAUCAGGGUCCAGGAUACCAGCUAUAACAAGACAGUUAGCUUCUCUAUUUAGGAGAGAACCUGGUCGGACAAUAAAUGCAAGUGAGUGUGUGGCACGCGGAUGUGCUCUCCAAUGUGCAAUGCUCAGUCCAGUUUUCCGGGUUAGAGAUUAUGAGGUUCAAGAUUGUAUUCCAUUCUCCAUAGGAUGCUCUUCAAAUGAAAGCCCAAUUUCCCAGGGGUCAGAUGGUGUGUUGUUUCCAAGAGGCCAGCCAAUUCCAAGUGUUAAAGUACUACAAUUACAGCGAAGUAGUUUGUUCCAUUUGGAAGUGUUUUAUGUUAAUCCAAAUGAACUGCCUUCUGACGUAUCCUCUAAAAUAAGUUGCUUCACGAUUGGCCCUUUUCAAAGCUCCCAUAUUGAAAGGGCAAGGGUUAAAGUCAAAGUUCAAUUAAACCUUCAUGGCAUUGUCACUGUUGAGUCUGCUAUGUUGAUAGAAGAGCACAUUGAUGAUUCAAUUACAAGGAAGGAUACACAUUCAGAAAUGAGCACAAAGGAGGCCCAGCAUGUAGCAAAUGGCAGUGAAGAUAGUACCUCUGUGCAGUCCAAACCAUCACAUGCUUCAGCUGAUGGUAAAACCAAUGAUAAAGCAACCAGGAGGCUUGAGAUACCAAUUUGUGAGAACAUCUAUGGUGCAAUGACCAAGGCUGAGCUCAUAGAAGCUCAAGAUAAAGAACUUAAGUUGGCUCAACAUGACAGGACCAUGGAACAAACCAAAGAGAAAAAGAACGCCUUGGAGUCUUAUGUCUAUGAAAUGCGGAAUAAGCUUUUCAACACCUAUCGGAGUUUUGCAUCUGACAAGGAGAAAGAGGGCAUUUCCAGGAGCCUACAGGAGACAGAGGAGUGGCUUUAUGAGGAUGGGGAGGAUGAAAUGGAAGGCGCCUACACUUCCAAAUUAGAGGAUCUUCAGAAGUUGGUGGAUCCGGUUGAGAGCCGAUACAAAGAUGAAGAAGCAAGAGCACAGGCUUCAAGCGAACUGCUGAAUUCAAUUGUGGCUUAUAGAAUGUCUACAAAAUCUCUGCCAAAUGAGGAUAGAGAAUUGAUCAUAAAUGAGUGCAAUAAGGCAGAGGAAUGGCUGAGAGAGAAAACUCAACAACAAGACUCUUUACCUAAAAACAUUGACCCACCUUUAUGGUCAAGUGAGAUCAAGAGCAGGACUGAGGAUCUAAACAUGAAGUGUAAGCAUAUAAUGACACCCAAGGCUUCUCAUCCGGAUUCGGAGAACAAGGGCUCGGACCAGCAAGUAUAGGUUAAAUGCAUAGGAAACCUCCUUGGAAAAGUUUACAAUUCACACGUACAGUAAUUAGAAGAGCACCCUGAUCACAUCAAGUUUGACAAUGCAAGACCUCAUCCCAAAUUCAGUGUAUGGGGGCUUACACCAGCUAAUAUACAUUUGGCUUUUGAGGCAUAGUAAUUCAUUAGAAAAGUUUGUUAUAAUUUAGUAGAGCCUACCAAUACAGUCGGGUUUCAUUAGAUACACGAGGAAGGACAUACAAGUAUCAGAGGGUCUAUUUUUUUUGAACCAUAUCUUCUCUCAUAUUAUUCAAAGGUCUUGUUACAUAGAUGAUAGAUAGGAUAGUAGUUCCUGAAAACAGGUGUAUUACUGUAUCUUACAGGUACUAGAAGCAAACAUGCUUCAACUCUUAUCAUCUGAUAACUUUGAAUGUUAAGCAUACCACAUAUUCAUUUUUUGGA